AUGUCGUUCCUCGUCGAGUAUAGGUACACGUUUAAUGGACACCGAAUCGUACAAGUUUCCUCGUCGGUAUCUAGUAUCAGAAUAUCGGGGAACAGGCCGAACGAGUCGGCUGCUGUGAAGAAGAUCACUUACAGCGAGUGGAUGCGAAGGAAGCAAGAAAUGGCGCGACGAAGAAAGGAGGAAGAAGAUCUGGCCGAGAGGCAGAGGCAAACGGAAGAGGAAAGACUGGCUCGCGAGAAACAAGAGAGAGAAUGUCGGGAAAGGGAGAAUUUCUUAAAAUGGUCCGAGAGGAAGAAGAAGGAAGAGAAGAAGAAGAAAGAUGCGACGGAGAAAGAACUGGAAUUGCAGAAGCAACUGAAAGAGGUGGAGGAUAAAACGGCUGUAGUGAAGACUUUGUAUCUUCGUCAGUGGGCUCGUAAAAAGAAGGAAGAAGAGAAAGCACGCCGGAAGAAAGAGGAAAUGAAACGAGAACAGGAGGAAGAGGAAAGGAAGAAAAGGUUGGAGGAGAGCACGAGAGCCUACGAGAAUUGGCGAAAGAUGGCGAAGAACAAACCGAGGCCUGCCACCCAAGGACUUCUACCUCAUCAGAAAGUGAAACCAGCGUACAUAAAUCCUACGCCGUGGCAGCGAAUCGUCGACGAUACCGAGGACGUUGUCGAGGAUAAUGCGUUCAACGUUGACAGAAAAGGACAAACUCAGCCGAAGAUUAGCAAUAAGAAGUGUGCUACAUCUUAUCAGAUUGGCACCCAAAUGAAGUAAAAGGUUGUAAUAAUGGCCAUUGUCUGCGAGGGUGGCCGCAUAGUGUAGAGGAGUUCGCCCAUCGAGAUCGAUUGCAUGUGUAG
This is a messenger RNA of Heterotrigona itama, 842 nucleotides long. Lineage: Eukaryota; Metazoa; Arthropoda; Insecta; Hymenoptera; Apidae. The record is from the annotation of a GenBank genome assembly.